UAGCCGGUGACGUCACGGGAGCAGCUCCGGUCCUUGUGCCCCCGGUCAGUCCCCCGGCGCUGCAGGAGGAGCGGAACAGGGUACGGGAUACGGAGCUCACGGAAAGACCGAGGCCGCCGCUUGGCUGGAGCUUGUCUCUGGGGAUACCGCCCCCCCAGCAGCCCUGUAGGCUCCUCCCUGCCCUGCCCCCUCCCGGGGAGAGAAACUUGCAGAGCUCCUGGCUCAGGCAGCAGUAGCGCGGAGCGGCGGCACAAGGAACUUUACCCGGGGCUGGCACGGCUAUGGCUGCGGGCAGACGGAUGUAGGAGAGCCGGGGGAUGAGCAGCGCACACAGGCACCCAAUGAGCGCUCCGCUGCCGGCACUGAUCCCGCACUGCUGAACACUAUGCGCUGCCACUAAGCCGAGGGGGCUGUGGUAGCCCGGGCAGCUUCUCUACUCGCCGCUGUCAACUUGCCCCUCUGCCCCCGCCCCCCCCCCCCCCCCCGCUCCUUGCACUUGUGUUGCCCCCGUAUCGGUACCCGCAGGCACCCAGCCGGGCUUGGGACAUUAUGGCGGGGAAAGCAGCUGCUCCAGGGGUCGGGAUCCUGCUGGUCACAGCCAACGUGGGGACACUGUUUGAUGAUACGGAAAACUUGCAGAAGAACUGGCUUCGGGAAUUUUAUCAGACUGUCCAUGCACAGAAGCCCCAGUUCUUGUCUUUGCACUGUCAAGAGGUUGGUGGGAAAAAUUACGAAGCUUCCAUGGCUCACGUGGACAAGCUAGUCAAGGACCUGCUCUCCAGCGACGCCAUGAAAGAGUUCAACAGAGCCCGAGUCUAUCUGGAUGAGAACUACAAGUCCCAGGAGAACUUCACAGCACUGGGAAGCUUUUACUUUCUUCAUGAGUCUCUAAAGAACGUUUAUCAGUAUGACUUCAAAGCAAAAAAGUACAGAAAGGUUACUGGCAAAGAGAUCUACUCUGACACACUAGAAAGUACUCCGAUGCUAGAAAAGGAGAAAUUUCCCCAAGAGUUUUUCCCGGAGAGCAAAUCAUCUAGGAAAGGCUUUAUUCGAACAAGAUGGUGUAUUACUGACUGUGCCUUCGACUUGGUGAACAUUCAUCUUUUCCACGAUGCUUCCAAUGUAAUUGCUUGGGAAUCCAGCCCAUCUAUCUACUCAGGAAUACGACAGAAGGCUCUUAGUUAUGUACUCAAUAGAUUCUCUGGAAUGCAGAGAGACAUGAAGUCCCAGAAUCCAUCACUUCAACAUGGAACAAGUGUUACUGACCAUCGAUUUGAAAAAGUUCCCUUCUUUGUCUUCGGAGACUUUAACUUUCGACUGGAUUUAAAAUCGGUGGUCGAGACGCUUUGUGCAAAGACAACAAUGCAGACCGUCCAUGCAGCAGACACCAAUGCAGUAGACAAGUUGGUUUUCCGAGAAUCCGAAAACGACCGCAAGGUUGUGUUACAAAUAGAAAAGAAGUUAUUUGAGUAUUUUAAUCAAGAGGUUUUUAGAGAUAAUAAUGGCACUGCGCUUUUAGAAUUUGACAAGGAGCUAUCGGUCUUCAAAGACAGACUGUAUGAACUGGACAUUACGUUUCCCCCCAGUUACCCUUACAGUGAAGACAGCAGUCAAGGAAAGCAGUACAUGAACACAAGAUGUCCAGCUUGGUGUGACCGGAUUUUAAUGUCCCAUUCUGCUAAGGAACUGCUUCUAAAGUCUGAAAACGACGAGCGGAUUGUGUUGUACGAUCACAUCGGGCCAAAUAUCUGUAUGGGAGACCACAAGCCUGUCUUUCUGUCCUUCCGAGUAGCCACCGGGGCAGGGAAAAGGUGCCAGCACAAUGAAAAGAUCUAUCGGGAGACAACUUUGUGAGGAUGCCAACGGCGCAGACUUCUGCACAAUCAGCAAAAGCGAGUCCUUGCAGCCACAUUUGUAAAUUGCGGAUCAUCCACUAGGCUUCAAUAUCCCAGCUCCCGACGAGUCUCACAUACCUCACUUUCUUGUACAGUCGUAACAUCCAGUAGAAACGUGGACAUUUUGUUUUUAGAUAUCACAGAUGUGUUGUGUUGCCAAAACGCUAUCAGAUCAUGCAUAUCAGAUAGACUCCAUCUUGUUUCUGUGAAAACCCCGACAGAAAUGGAGACCUACCGUUGGCUUCCAGACCAUCCCACCAUGGUGCCCAUCAACCACUUUAGGAGUUCACAACAAGGUCCAGGAUUCUGGCCCUGAAGAAGCACAACAGUCUUUAGAGUGAAUUGUAAAAGUGAAAUGUUAUCCCCAUUCAGGGGGACACAAUAGGCCCGAGUUUGAUUCCUGAUAUUUCCAUAAUGGUGGCAUCUCUACAUCACUUGGUCUUGGUCUGUAAGGAAGCACAGAGCAAUGUUUAGGGGGAAUCUUACAAUUGAAAUGCUGACCCAAUCAUAGGGCUGAUAGGAUUCCUAUCAAUGAAAUUUUUAACGCUUACACUUUUUACAGGGUUCCUUAAAGAAUUAAACUCUAAUUUAGCAAAAAAAAUAGAGGUCAGUAUGGGCGGGGAUUAUAUGCAUGGGAUAAUCAAAUCAUGACAGUUGUUAAUGUCUUCUCAUUGUUGACCGAGACCUGUGUCCCUUAUUUUAGAUUAGACAGGGGUGUAGUGCAAUAAUCUUCAUCAUCAUCAUCAUCAUCAUCAUCAUCAAUGGCCGUAUAGAUCAGUAGCCACUGAGCAAUGAUGGUGACAGCUGCCACGCUCUAGAUACCCCACCCCCCCACGUCCCCCAUUUAUUUUUUUUAGAGUAUUUUUAUCCGUUCCAUGUUAUCUACUACACUGCCAUGUAACAUGGGGUUUGUUUUUUGUUUUUAUUUUGAAUCACACAGCAGCUGCUUCUCGUUUUUUAUAUAAAAAAUAUAUAUAUACUUUUUAAAGAAAAAAAAAUAAUUUAUAAACCUUACCAAAACCUAUGCUAAGUAUUCUUUCCAGUAUGGGGCUUGAGUGCCAUAUCAGUAACGUGCAUUCAGGAGUAGCAGUUUUAGAUAAACGUACAUCAGCAACCAAAAUUUCUAUAUAUAUAUAUAGCCUUUACGUCUUUGUCCUCCAUAGAGAUAUUAUAUCCUAUUCAAUACAAUAAGUAUAUAUAUUAGCAGUUUUCACUUUGUUACUUACUAUAAAUUAUUUCUAUGUGACAUUAAGGACUGAAUGUGAAGUUUCUAGAUAGGCUUGGGUGUAUCUUUUAAGGAUUUUUUGUAACCUGUUUUGUCGGUCUUUUUGUUAAUGUAUAAUGGUGCCAAGUAUUCUAUAUACGCAGUGAUGACAUGGGAGACAUAGCAUAGAGUAGUUUUUCACAUGGACUUUUUUGAUCAGUGUUUUAGCACAAGGAUUUCCAACCUGCUGCCUUCCGAUUGUUGUUGAACUACAAAACCCACCAUCGUUUGAAAAGCAGAGGUGGUUGGGUGAUGGCGGGCAGGCCCGAACUGGCAGUCUGUAGGUUCUGGCAAAUGCCAGAGGGGCUGCUGUAAGAUGCCAUAGACACUCACUAUUUAUUGGGCCUAUAGGGGGCUGUUUGGGCCUCUGUUCAUUGAAAUUCCAUGGCCUAUUGUGUAUCCCAGUGAUGCCGGAGACCAUAGUUCCUCAGUAUUGGCGGGUGGGGCUGCACGUUGGAAGUCCUUGCCUUCGCAUAACCUAUACCUGUUUGCAGUGAGUCGAACCUCUAGCUUAGCACUGUGCCGAUGCUCUUGCCCCCAGAGUAGAACAUUAAAAGGUGAUUAGAGAGAGUCUGUUGAUGAAACACAAACGGUUCUUUUAUUGAUUUCGUUUAGAACACUACCGAGUUCAUGGACUAUGCGACGGCAUUAGAAUGGCGCUCAAUUUUUCGGUUUCAAUCACUACGUUUGGGAAUGAUUUUUCUUUUUUUUUUUUCUCGUCCGCUUGCAGAACAUGGACUCUUAACGAAGCAAUCUGAUAUCAUUCAGCUUGUCUCAAAGAGAGGGCUGCUCUGUUACCGUGCCAUGUCCUUUUUUUGUAAUCUAAGCACACGGUUGUGUUUAUGUACAUGGAGAUUCCACUCGGGGUUAUGUCUUGAUCACCUUGGGACAAUAUGGGCCCCCUGUGGUUCUCAACUUCAAGCAAUAAAACUGUUCAUUGUGAAAUCA
Messenger RNA from Xenopus tropicalis (tropical clawed frog), 4107 nucleotides. RefSeq names its product inositol polyphosphate-5-phosphatase A (gene inpp5a). Gene Ontology annotation, biological process: phosphatidylinositol dephosphorylation. Lineage: Eukaryota; Metazoa; Chordata; Amphibia; Anura; Pipidae. The coding region runs from base 550 to 1854 and encodes 434 amino acids. The transcript has 17 exons. Gene Ontology annotation, molecular function: inositol-polyphosphate 5-phosphatase activity; inositol-1,3,4,5-tetrakisphosphate 5-phosphatase activity; phosphatase activity. The record is from RefSeq and is a predicted model, not a curated record.